Messenger RNA from Myxocyprinus asiaticus (Chinese sucker), 2810 nucleotides. It is a transcript of the gene prss23, whose product is annotated as serine protease 23. Gene Ontology annotation, biological process: proteolysis. The coding region runs from base 612 to 1766 and encodes 384 amino acids. The transcript has 3 exons. The record is from RefSeq and is a predicted model, not a curated record. Lineage: Eukaryota; Metazoa; Chordata; Actinopteri; Cypriniformes; Catostomidae. Gene Ontology annotation, molecular function: serine-type endopeptidase activity.
UGCAGCUUGGAUUGUACCUGUGAGGUCAGGUGUUUACAAUCUACUCAGGUUGUGCCAGCCCCACUAAGGCGAUUUUUGUGGGUCAUUUAGGAAGUGUUGUGUAAAAAACAGCUGGCUCACAUUUGGGAUCUUCUCACUGACAGUUAAUGGUCUUAGGACUUGACUAGCUUUGUGGCUCCGGAUCAUCAUCAUAAAUCCUGACACAGUGCUGGCAGCACUACAUAAUAUCCAAAUUCCUUGAAAUGAUUCAUAUAUCUUCAUUACUUCUCAUAUAGGAGGAGAAGUACAGUAUGACCUGGAUUUUGUCUCUAAAGAUGUUAAAGCUCCUGUUCUCCAGCAUGCAGUUUUUGGCUCUGAGGAAUCCCGUAGGGAUGCGCCAGGGAAAGUUAAAUCGUGGAGGAGGAUAUAUCAGCCUGUGCUUGGCGGAGUAUUAGGGAGACUACGAUCUCUCUCGGGAUAGAGGAUUUUGUGCUCAAUCAGACAGAACGGAGAGAUAAAAGUUGAACAAGAGGACACACAGCUGCAGCCCGAUCUCUGCAUCAUCACAAACACUGAGACAGAACUGGAGUCCUCAUGUUAUUAAUUAAAGCGCAGUUGCAUAGAUAUCAACCAUGGUACCUAACCGGAGAUUGGGUCUGUCCCAUCCUUGCUGUAUUAGCCUGCUUUUCUUACUACUCCUGCCCAGCUCAGUUUCAGUGAGAGAACCUCGCCACCAGUCCCAUGCCCACCUCCCUUCACUGAUACCUCACGCCACUCAUCCACUGUCCCGUUCCAGCUUUAGCGCCAAAGCUCAACUGGACCUCACCACUCACUGCAAUGAAAGCUGCUACCACAAAGGAGAAGACACAGAUAAAGAACACCUAACUGAGCAGCUAGCUUUCGAAACACUUUAUGCAGAUGGCUCCCGUACUUUAACCACUGUUGACUUGGAUGAAAAUGACAAUGCUGUUGAUGCUGAACCUCAUUUCAGGUGGCCUAAAGUAGCACCUUCCAGACAUAAGCGGCUCAAACGGCAAAUUUAUGGUUCUGAUGGGCGCUUUAAUAUUCGUGGUGACCACUUCUUGCUGGACUACCCAUUCUCCACAGCCGUUCGCAUUUCCACUGGUUGCACUGGUGUUCUGGUGUCUCAGCAACAUGUUCUUACUGCAGCCCACUGUGUACAUGAUGGGAAAGACUAUGUUAAAGGAGCAAGAAAACUUAGGGUAGGCUUUCUACUCACUCCUUUUGUUAACAACACAAAGCCUGGUCAGGCUCCUGUAAAGAAACCUUUGGUGCGCUGGGUGAGAGUGAAACGGACCCGGGUACCUAAAGGUUGGAUCCAAGGUCCCCAAGAGGUCAGCAUGGAUUUUGACUAUGCACUUUUAGAGUUACGCUGGCCUCACAGACGCCCUUUUAUGCGACUGGCUGUGGCACCCACAUCAGACCAUUUGGCUGGUAAACGCAUCCACUUCUCUGGAUUUGACAGUGACCGGCAUGGGGAACUGGUGUACCGCUUCUGUCCAGUGGAAGAUGAGUCCAACGAUCUGAUCUACCAGCACUGUGAUGCCCGCCCAGGGGCGAGUGGCUCUGGGGUUUAUGGACGUGUUUGGGACAAUACUUUAGAGCGCUGGGAGCGCAAGGUCAUUGGCAUCUUCUCUGGACACCAGUGGCUGGAAAUCAAUGGCGAGAAUCGUGACUACAACGUGGCGGUUCGAUUUACUCCACUAAAGUUUGCUCAGAUCUGUUACUGGGUUCAUGGAAAUAAGGUGGACUGCAGUCAAAACUGAAUACAUGAAGAUGAUGAGAUAGAACAAGCAGCAGAAUACAAGAAUGAUAUUUGAAUGGACAAAAUAUGACGCCUGAUUUGGAUACCUGCACUUUACAGUGUCUUUUUUUUACGGGUGUGGCUACUGAAUUUGGGACAACUGCUAGUAGAUCACAACCCACAGGCUAUGAUCACUCUUUAUUUCACUUGGGUUAGAUCUCAGAGCUGGAACUUGAUUCAACCACUAUCUUUACUUUUUGCUUAGUAUACUACCAGUGUUACACAAAGCUUUAGACUCUAGGCCAACAUCACAGCAGAUAUAUCUUAGGUCUUUGCCAAUGUCAAAUAGACAUCUGAUCGUAGUUCGAUGCUUCUCUCACAGGCUUGCUUUGUUCAAAAUACACAUAACAGAAGCUUCUUACUUUUAGAGAGUAGGAUUGGGAUGGAGUCAGGUAAUGUUAGUCUGUGAUGCUAACCUUCUUAUUUCUCAUGACUAAUCACUUGGUCUUUGUUUUUGGUUAACACAAGAUUAACAUACACAGAGUGUUUGUGUAUUUUGUGACUUAGAGGCAGAAGAUUAAUGCUUCCUUAAUUCCCUUCCCUGAGCAUCUGUUUGGUCUCUUUGAACAUUCAAUUUUUUUUUCUUUUUUUUUUUUCUUGAAUAUGAUUACCAAAAUAACACAUAAAAUAGAUUACUGUGAGAUGUAUUAUGGGAGUAGAGCAACGGUAAAUUGAGAGAGCAUAUUAUGAUGUGUAUAUACAGUAUAAUAUAUUUAAAGCAUGGAUGCAAAAAUCUUAUUUUUGAUAGACUUAAAUACAUAAUGUACAUUCUGAUCUAUAAUCAAGUCUUGACUACAAUUGACUCUUCUGCAUUUGCACUAUAAUUUCCAAAAAAGACACACAAUGGUAAUGGUAAAAUUACAGUAUCUAUUGCGAAAUCCUUAGGCUAUCCCUUUUCUUUUGGAUGAAUAUAAAGACUGGACUCUAAGAGAAAGGUUGUGGGGUAAAUGUUGAAUAUAAUUCUAUUUUAAAAAUCUUUAAUUUUAAUAAACUAAAAUAUGUCUGC